AUGAUCGGCGCAACGAUUUUUCGGACGGUGCUCUCCAGAGGGAGUUGCAGGGCGACGUGCUGCGAAGAAGACGCGCGAUGCGAAGACUGGCAGUGUGACGAUGUAUCCACGAACCUGGAAGGUUCUUGCUACAACUACAAUUACGACGAUAGGAGGAAGCUCAGCAGCUCUUCUUCCACGUCUCUGGGCGAAUGCAGCGACGACACGUGUUGCCAACUCAUCGACUACACGUGCGACUCGUUCGUGGACGCCGAGAGCGGUGCAAGCCUAUGUCCGUCCGGGUACGUUGCGAUUUCCUUUGGCGAAAGCGUCUCGUGCGGCAUCGGAGUAGAGUGUGACGUGACGCCUUGCUGCGAAGAGGAGGCACGAUGCGAAGACUGGCCGUGUGACGAUGUAUCCACGAACCUAGAAGGUUCUUGCGACGACGAUGACGAUGGCGAGAGAAGGAGGCUCAGCAGCUCUUCUUCCACGUCUCUGGGCGAAUGCAGCGACGACACGUGUUGUCAACUCAUCGACUAUACAUGCGACUCGUUCGUGGGCACCGAGAGCGGUGCAAGCCUGUGUCCAUCCGGGUACCGUGCGAUUGCCAAUAGCGAAAGCAUCUCCUGCGGCGUCGGAGUAGCGUGUGACGAGGCGACGUGCUGCGAAGAAGAUGUAGACGAGGAACGAUGCGAAGACUGGCCGUGUGACGACGUAUCCACGAACCUGGGAGGUUCUUGCUACAUCUAUGCAUACAGCGACGACGAUGACGAUGGCGAGGGAAGGAGGCUCAGCAGCUCUUCCUCCAUGGCCGAAUGCAGCGACGACACGUGUUGCCAACCCAUCGACUACACGUGCGACUCGUUCGUGGAUGCGGCGAGCGGUGCAAGCCUGUGUCCAUCCGGGUUCAGUGCUAUCGCCAAUGCCGAGAGCGUGUCAUGCGGCAUCGGAGAGGAGUGCGACGAGGCGACGUGCUGCGAUGAAGAUGUGGAACUUAUGUGCGACUCGCUCGUGGAUGCGGAGAGCGGUGCAAGCCUGUGUCCAGCCGGGUUCAGUGCUAUCGCCAAUGCCGAGAGCGUGUCGUGCGGCAUCGGAGAGGAGUGUGACGAGGCGACGUGCUGCGAUGAAGACGUGGAGCUUAUGUGCGACUCGUUCGUGGAUGCGGCGAGCGGUGCAAGCUUGUGUCCAUCCGGGUUCAGUGCUAUCGCCAAUGCUGGGGGCGUCUCAUGCGGCGUCGGAGAGGAGUGCGACGAGGCGACGUGCUGCGAUGAUGACGUGGAGCUCAUGUGCGACUCGUUCGUGGAUGCGGCGAGCGGUGCAAGCUUGUGUCCAUCCGGGUUCAGUGCUAUCGCCAAUGCUGAGAGCGUCUCAUGCGGCGUCGGAGAGGAGUGCGACGAGGCGACGUGCUGCGAUGAAGACGUGGAGCUCAUGUGCGACUCGUUCGUGGAUGCGGUGAACGGUGCAAGCCUGUGUCCAUCCGGGUUCAGUGCUAUCGCCAAUGCCGAGAGCGUGUCAUGCGGCAUCGGAGAGGAGUGCGACGAGGCGACGUGCUGCGAUGAAGACACACCGAGGCCAAGCCCUGCGCCCACUCCGGCGCCUUUCGUGGCGCCAACACCGGGACCGAUCUUCACGGAACCACCGUUGACCCCCGCCCCUACCCGCGAUACACGGAGGCCAAGCCCUGCACCCUCUCCGGCGCCUUUCGUGGCGCCAACACCGGGACCGAUCUUCACCGAACCACCGUUGACCCCCGCCCCUACCCGCGAUACACGGAGGCGAAGCCCUGCACCCACUCCGGCGCCUUUCGUGGCGCCAACACCGGGACCGAUGUUGACCCAGGCACCGUUGACCCCAGCCCCUACCCGCGAUACACGGAGGCGAAGCCCUGCACCCUCUCCGGCGCCUUUCGUGGCGCCAACACCGGGACCGAUGUUGACCCAGGCACCGUUGACCCCAGCCCCUUCCCGCGAUACACGGAGGCGAAGCCCUGCACCCACUCCGGCGCCUUUCGUGGCGCCAACACCGGGACCGAUGUUGACCCAGGCACCGUUGACCCCAGCCCCUACCCGCGAUACACGGAGGCGAAGCCCUGCACCCUCUCCGGCGCCUUUCGUGGCGCCAACACCGGGACCGAUGUUGACCCAGGCACCGUUGACUCCCGCCCCUACCCGCGAGGAAACCCUUCAGCCUUCACCUGGGGAGACUGUGUCACCUGUGUUUGACCGGACCCUUCCACCUGCGCCCGAGUCAACUGUGCCACCUACCCUCUCGCGAACGGCCCCUCCCGUAGCAUUCCACACCCUGUCACCGAAUUCAGAGGAAACGCUUCAGCCUUCACCUGGGGAGACUAUGUCACCUGUGCUUCCACCUGUGCCCGAGUCAAGUGUGCCACCUACCCUCUCGCAAUCGACCCCUCCCGUAGCAUUCCAAACCCUGUCACCGAAUUCAGAGGAAACGCUUCAGCCUUUACCUGGGGAGACUAUGUCACCUGUGCUUCCACCUGUGCCCGAGUCAACUGUUCCACCUACCCUCUCGCAAUCGACCCCUCCCGUAGCAUUCCAAACCCUGUCACCGAAUUCAGAGGAAACGCUUCAGCCUUCACCUGGGGAGACUAUGUCACCUAUUGACCGCACCCUUCCACCUGUGCCCGAGUCAAGUGUGCCACCUACCCUCUCGCAAACGACCCCUCCCGCAACAUUCCAAACCCUCUCACCGACUUCAGAGGAAACCCUCCCCCCAUCGCCUGGGGAGACUAUGUCACCUGUGUUUGACCGCACCCUUCCACCUGUGCCCGAGUCAAGUGUACCACCUACCCUCUUGCAAACGACCCCUCCCGUAGCAUUCCAAACCCUGUCACCGACUUCAGAGGAAACCUUUCCCCCAUCGCCUGGGGAGACUAUGUCACCUGUGUUUGACCGCACCCUUCCACCUGUGCCCGAGUCAACUGUGCCACCUACCCUUUCUCAAACGACCCCACCCAUACCGUCCCCAUCCCUGGCACCAAUGUCAGAGGAAACCCUCCCCCCUUCGCCUGGGGAGACUAUGUCACCUGUGUUUGACCGGACCCUUCCACCUGUGCCCGAGCCGCCUGUGCCGGUACAAACGCCGGUUCCGCAAUCGGCCGUCGACCCUCUUAGUCCUUCGGUUCAGACCCCAAGCCCGGCAGAAGAAGUUACUGUUGCACCUGGAGCGACGGCUUCCCCUGGAGCUACUGUGGCGCCGAUCACCACCAUCGCACCAGGAACUACCCUUGCACCCGGUGAAACGUGGGCCCCGGCCCUCACGAUUCGAACACCGUCUCCUGGAGCAACGUCUGCCCCCGGGGCCACGGCUUCCCCUGGAGCUACUGUGGCGCCGAUCAUCACGAUUGCACCAGGAACUAUCCUUGCACCCGGUGAAACAUGGGCCCCGGCCCUCACGAUUCGAACACCGUCUCCUGGAGCAACGUAUGCUCCCGGGGCCACGGCUUCCCCUGGAGCUACAGUGGCGCCGAUCACCACCAUCGCACCAGGAACUACCCUUGCACCCGGUGAAACGUGGGCCCCGGCCCUCACGAUUCGAACACCGUCUCCUGGAGCAACGUCUGCCCCCGGGGCCACGGCUUCCCCUGGAGCUUCUGUGGCGCCGAUCACCACCAUCGCACCAGGAACUACCCUUGCACCAGGUGAAACGUGGGCCCCGGCCCUCACGAUUCGAACACCGUCUCCUGGAGCAACGUCUGCCCCCGGGGCCACGGCUUCCCCUGGAGCUACUGUGGCGCCGAUCAUCACGAUUGCACCAGGAACUACCCUUGCACCCGGUGAAACAUGGGCCCCGGCCCUCACGAUUCGAACACCAUCUCCUGGAGCAACGUAUGCUCCCGGGGCCACGGCUUCCCCUGGAGCUACUCCUGCACCUUCGGGUAGCACUGGAGAGGUAGAAAGCCCUGGGACAACAGCCGCUGGAGCGGUGUCCAUCUUUGCCCUGAUCGGCAUAAUGGUGGUGUCCACCGGCAGCAUCGUCAGGUCGAACCACGGCAAUGGGUCAGUGUCAUCUGCGGGCGGAGCGGGGGGGGCAUCUGCGAACGGCUCCCGCGGCCUUGUGGGCACGGCUGGUGCUGUAGCGCCCGUUGGUGAGACGGGCGAAGGAGAUAGCCCCUCCCGCGUCAGCCACCGCAGGCCUUCGGCAACUUUGGCGUUCGUGCUCAUGACGCAACUCCAGUUUCUUGCGAUGCUGUCGCUGGUUGACUAUGUCGUAAGCCAAGGUUCCUGGCUCGCCGACUUCGUCGUCGGUCUCAGAUGGAUCAAUCUGUGGUGGCCAGCGGAAAUCGGCGAAGACAUCGUCUCCGACGGGUGCAUCUUCGAGACUGGGGCAAGUGAAAUCGGCGCCUUGGUAUUCGUGGGCAAUCUUGCGCUGGUGCUAGGCAUUCUCCUUGCCAUAUUCUUCCUUCACGUGGCGGUGGUGUCCGGAGCAGAGGCACUCUGGUUGACGAAGAAACGCGCCCGAGAGAACCUAGACGGAGCACGCCGUCGUAACACCCCUAUCAGCGAGCUGCUGGCGCGAUUCAGGGGCGGAAGGAUGAUACGCCGGACGAACCCGGGUCUCACCGAUCCCAGCCCGUUCGGCUCUAGAAACCCAUCCCUUGUACGUGACAGGUCACAGAGAACUGACGAGGAGGAAGGAGGACGAGGAUUGGUGCCCAUGUGCAGCGAGAAUCAGCUGAGCCCGGUGGCGACGUGCCGGGAGCACUCGACAUCGGCCUGGCUCCAUUUCCCGCACGUGGAACUGGUGUUCCUGUUUUUCGCGUUCGAGGGGGCCGUGGCGUCGUUCGCGUCUGCCAUUCGGAACUCUGAGUGCCCAGAGAUGUUUUACACGGCGAUAGCAGCGAUGGUCUUGUACCCGCUGUUGAUGUUCGCGACGGUCGUCCGCACUCUGUUCGUCCGGGUUCGUCCCGACGAGCUGCUGAUAUUCAAGACGUACGACGAAGACGGCACCAAUGGCAACGCACCCAACUGCAGAGGUGGCUUCCUGUCCCAUUUCAAGAGCAGCUGGGCCGAAAACUACAGCCUCUUUUCCUGGGCAGACAAGGGGCAGUGGGAGACAGUUCAAACGCCGAAUCGCAACAUCACACGAGAGGGCGACUGGUUCCGGAUCGGGUUCGAGCCGGUAUUUGUUGACUACACCAAGCGGGGCACUUGGUUCAUUGUGAUCUCGCUUGUGGAGUGGGCCUCCAUCGCCUUGGUCGGGGUCAUGAUAGACAACAGCAACGUGCAGCUGCUUCUGUUCUGCGGCCUACAGUCGGCGAUGUUUCUCAUCCUUGUGUGCCUCAAGCCUUUUGCGAACAGUGUGAUCAACGGUAUUGGAGCAUGCAUCGUGGCCAUCGAUGCCGUCAGCACGGGAUUAUUGGCGGUUGCAGCCCUCAAGUGGGAGGGGACAAGCAGAGCGACAGAUGUGAACUCUGCGGUCGGUGUUCUACAGAUAGUCUCGCUCUGCGCUCUGGUAAUCCCAGUGUACUUGGACGCUGUGACAAUCGUGAUGGGAGCUAUUCGCAACCGCAUACGAAAAGCCUUGGGCAAGACCGGGCAGCAGCAGUUGAAAGGCGAAAGCCCGGAGGCCCGAGACUACAUUCGCACCUUCACCCGACGGCAGUGGUGUGGGACGUGGUGCGCCAUGUUGAGGCACAAUGUCUUUGCCUGCGCGAGAGAUACUCGUGAAGGCGUUCGCAAACCCCACCUCCUCACAGCUGCUCGUUCGGGACCGUACCCUCCGUUGGACAAGAGCAUUGGGCCGGACGGGACGGAAGGCGACGGUGGUCCACCCCGCCGCCCGAGUUUCAACGCUAUCGGCACUGUGCACACCCCUGUUGUCGUUAGUGGCGAGGUGGCGGGCUCGCGAGCAACCGCGUGGGGUGGCAUUCCGAGGCAGAGUUCUCUGCAGCACGGUGAUAACCGGGCCGCGACCGCCUCGUUGAACGGUAUGAGCGCCGUGCCUGGUGCUGCCAGCGGCAAGGUGGUCAUACAGCAAGGAGUGGACUCGAGCGCGCGCGACGCGGAACCUCCUGCUGCCCAAUCUGCGGUCUUCGCCUCGACGGACCACGAUGCGACCGUUUCGAUGAACGGUAUGAGCGUCGUGGAAGGUGUUUCCAGCGGUCGGGGUGUGAUGCACCUGGGCGUGGACUCGAGCGGGCGCGACACUGAACCGCCCGCUCCCCCAUCUGCGGUCUUUACCUCGACGGGCCGCGAUGCGGCCGCUUCGUUGAACAGUAUGAGGGUGGUGGAAGGUGUUUGCAGCGGCAAGGAGAUCAUACAGCAAGGGGUGGAUUCGAGCGGGCGAGACACGGAACUGCCCGCUCGCCCAUCCGCGGUCUUUACGUCGACCGGCCGCGAUGCGACCGCUUCGUUGAACGGUAUGAGCGUGGUGGAAGGUGUUUCCAGCGGCAAGGAGAUCAUACAGCAAGGAGUGGACUCGAGCGGGCACUACGCGGAACCUCUUGCUACCCAAUCUGCGGUCUUCGCCUCGACGGACCACGAUGCCGCCAUUUCGAUUAACGGUAUGAGCGUCGUGGAAGGUAUUUCCAGCGGUCGGGAUGUGAUACACCAGGGUGUGGACUCGAGCGGGCGAGGACGCGAUCCCCGUGUCGCCCCAUGCGCUAGCCACUCGUCCGACUUCAUCCCCACAGAUGUCGAUGAUGACAAGAGGGAGCGUGUCUCCGUGAAAGCCUCGUCCGUUUUUGGAUCUUCUGGCGGCGGCACGUGUACGGUCCAGGCUGGCGCUAGCGGGAGGGGACUUAUGACAGGUGAUGGUCUUGGAGGAGCUGAUCAUUCCCGUGGUGCGUCCGCGACCGCUCCAUGUCGACACGACGUUGGGCCGACGAAUAUUUCCUCGGCAAAAGAGCGUGUCCUGCGCUUCCAGAAUACGCUCUUCAUAUCCUCCAGUGAUACUGCCUCGGAAAGCAGUUCGGCCGCGAAAGGGGGGAGUAGUAGAAGUAUCAUUCGACGUGGCGAGUCGAACGAGCACGAGAACUAUACGCCAUCACCGAAGGAGACAGGAGCAACGGGAGUUGGUAGCGACCAGAUAUCGGGAGCGGGCCGGGUCGGAGGUGGUAGGAAAGGUGAACCGAAGCUAGCCUUUCUGAGAAGUCGUCCUCCCGUCGAGAAGGACGUGCCGAGGCGGAGGGGCGUCGCUGGUCUUGCAUUGGCGGCCGCGACUAACGCCGUACCCUCCGCAACGGUACCGGAGUCUGAAAGCACCACUAUCGACGACGAGAAACUCGAUGGCGAUGAGGGAGCUGAUGAAAGUAUGGACAGUAGCGGUCGGGGGAACCCGAAAGGCCCAUUUCAACUUCCGCGGGGCGCUCGAGGUUCAACCGAAAUCGACGUGUCCGAAGACAUACUCCCGGCUAUAUGUGAUUCUCCUGCUGCGAGUGAGUUCUUGAGCGCAGACUCGGACAAACAACAAACACGUGCUGGCCACCACCAUGGCGGGAGCCGACGCAAGUUUGGAGGCGCCUUUCCGCGACUAUCGUUGACCUCUCGGAACAACCCUACCGAGAGCUCCUUCCCUCGCCGGCGCUCUGCAGACGCGUGGAAUCAUCCGGUAGACGAGUCGAUGAACAGCCUGCGCGCGUCUAUUCAGGAGGAGGAGGACGGGGGUGCUUCGGGCAUCGGCGCCGGCAACGGUGGUGGCAAGAGCGACAUGAACACCGAGGAAGAGGACGACCUCCCGAGGGUGGAUGUUACGGCAAGCGAAGAGAACAGCAACCGCGGCGAGUCUGGGAAGGGAGAAUCGGGGCUUUGGGGUCUGAAGAAUAAAGCGCCCGUCGCUUACGAUCUGCCUCGCCGUAGCUCGGGAUACUCUGCGGAUUCUUCGGGGCGCGCGGACGGGAGUCGAGGUCAAUUCUUGCCCUGGCGGGAGGAGACCGGCGAUGUCUGGGUUGGAAACGAUCCCGACAGUACUGGUGCGACCGCUUGUGAGGGCAGGGAACGAUCUAUCUCCGGGGCAAGGAGCACCUCCGUCUUCGCUGGACUAAUGGGUCAAGUUGCAAGGCCACUUGAGAGCGACCGGCCUAGACGCCGCGGGUCCAUGGAGACUUCCCUUGUGAGAGGAAGAGCUGUGCUCCCGGGCGAAGAUUUGUCGAAAAGCAGUGGUGCGAGCGCAGAAGACGUCGACAGCUCGUCCGGGUUCGUCGUGUCGGCAAGUCGUAGGGCAGGCGGCAGCAACAACGUAUCAAGGGACUUGGGGUGGCCCGCGGGCUCAAAGGGCAAAACUCCCGUCGCCAGCGAUCUUCCCCGCCGAACCUCGGGCUACUCUGCCGAUACCUCAGCUCAUUCUGUGGGUGAAUUAGACGUCUCCGGAGGCAGAGCAUUUCAGGAGGAGGAACAUACUGCGGACAGGAUCGCAUUUGGUAUUCGGAGCGAUGCUAAGCCCGGGGUUGACUCUGCCAGGCAGGGCUCUCGUGGAAACCCCGUUGCGAGCGGCGGUCGGAAGAGCUUGUUUCCGACGCUCGUCGGGUACAAUCAUGCACCGGUCGAGAGCGAUCUACCCCGGCGUCGGGCUAGCGAAUAUUCAGGAGCAGCAGAACCCAGGGUGGACGGGGCGAUGGGUGGUGGUGCCGAUACAGAUAAGGCCGCAGCUGAUCUUUCGAUCGGCACGAGCGACGUCGACGGCAGCAGGGAACAAAGGAGGGACGGGGCGCGAUGGGGCUUGGGACGUAGAGCGCCCAUCGCGAGUGAUCACCCGCGGCGUUCCUCUGUCUGCUCAUCGGGCCCUGCUCACGCCGUGGCCGUUCUCGCUUCUCAGGGUUCGUCACGCCAUGACGACGCUGGCCUCCCGGAAAGCUUUGUGUUUGCCGAAGACUACACCUCUGUUCGUCUAGGGGAUGGGCUAGGGGUGAGCGUUGGGUCAUCUAUGUUAGAGAGUGGAGAAAGCGGCAGUUUUGUUCGGGGUUGGAGCGGCCGGACCCAGUCCGCUCGUAGGAUGCAUUCCCCCCGGCACGGGGACGUGGAACCCGAAGUGAGCACGGACGGCUUGAGCUUCACCCGGGGUCCUACCGCCGUUCGCUCCGGCCAUGGCCUAGGUAUCAGCAUUGGAUCGUCUAUAGGAGAGAUCGAUGGAUAUGACCAUGAUCUUGGGGAUCUGAAAGACCAAGCCUAGGAGGUUCCACCAGUACGGAGGAGUUGUUGGAGAAGAUGGUGCUUGAAUUGUAAUAUAACGGUGUAGACUAGUGGUAGUAAAAUGCGGUGACAACCCGCAAUAUUUCGCGAGAGCACAAGAAGGAUGUUGUGUUUACCCCCAGAGUUGCUUCUUGGGAGCGCGCAGGUGUGGCCCCCGAAGGCCGAAAUGUUUUACCUUGUUUCGCAGUACGCGUUUUUUUGUUGUCGAAUGCACAUCAGAAACAGAGCAGGGCCUUAGAAUCUGGAUAGAUACACGAUACCACGUGUUCUACAGUAUCUGCCGUUGUUUUCUGUUCCCACACGCGAUCUCAACUUUGGUGUAGAUUGUGAGUGGACUUUCGAGCGUCGGCGAACGCUUUUGGCCGAGUACAGCAACUGCUGUAAACCUUGUGGUGGGAUUGCCAAUUGCUGAUUGGAGGGUCCUGUGUGGCUGGGUCUGGGAACGGACCGACCCCAGCGUGUUGUGCCAAAACCGUUGUAAGUUAGUUCCCAAUACUUGUAGAAGUGUUACUGUUUCUUUGAAUUCGAGAUGGGUGUUUGAAAAACGGUUAGCGAUUGCCGCUGAUCGCUGUUUGCUCCUGAAAUACGGUGAGCUCGUGAUAGGUAAAGAACACUACGGAGUAUUCGGCAUGUAGCUGGUAUCUUUAGAAAAGGUAGCUUUCCAAUGCCGCAUGUUGGGUCUGUAUGUUGGGGUCUUUGCCGAGUCAGUCCUUUGUUUGAAGGGCUGCGUUUUUGCACAUACAUUUUUUGUUGAGCUGAUUCUGCGAAUGGUUGACGUUCGAAGAAAGUGUACAAAAUUAAGUCUGCUGCUCUUCAGUAUACCGGAGCCUCAUUUUCGUGUUGGUCAUGAAGUCUAGUAUUUUCGCGAACAAGACGCGUUGUCAUUUGUAGGAGAACCUGUGACGUUAUUUAUUUUGUGUGUGUGGUGUAGAGCGUAUAUGACGACAAUGUGCCUUGGUCGGCGAUCGAAGCGCUUCCUUUGUGGAGAGAAGAAAUUCGCUUGUUUUGGAGUGGCAAGGUGGACACGGAUGCUGUCACGUAGAUGACUGCUCUGUGCGACUGUGCACACAUGAUUCUAGAGCAAUAGUGCGUGUCCGCCACAGGAUGAGGAUGGCAAGGUAGCGUGCGUACCGUAGCAAGAGGGUCAUGUCCUUUGAGGUUGUCAUGCAUGCAUUCGACAACUUAUUCUCCACCAGACGCAUUGAUGUAAACCUUUAUUUUGUUAUUUUGGGGAUCACGUC
Molecule: messenger RNA, 10372 nt
Organism: Ectocarpus siliculosus
Lineage: Eukaryota; Phaeophyceae; Ectocarpales; Ectocarpaceae
Source: the annotation of a GenBank genome assembly